CACUAGCUAGUAGGAUAUGGCUCAUAAUAUGUUUUUUGCCAUGGCUCCAUUAGUCCUCUAUUUUACAUAUCUUCUCUCCUUUGUCCUCUUAACCCUUAUGGUACAGAAGAUAAGAAAGAAGAAAAGUUACUCAACUUAUAACAUACCACGAGGGCCUACAAAGCUACCCAUUAUAGGAAAUAUACACAAUCUGUUAAGCUCUCAACCCCAUCGGAAAUUAAGAGACCUGGCCAAAAAAUAUGGACCCGUAAUGCAUCUUCAACUUGGAGAGGUUUCGACUAUUGUCAUUUCAUCACCCGAGUGUGCUAUGGAGGUGAUGAAAACCCAUGAUAUUCACUUUGCAACAAGGCCUAAAAUCCUUGCUACAGAAAUACUGUCUUACAAUUCUACAAAUAUAGCUUUUGCUCCUUAUGGUAAUUAUUGGAGACAGCUACGAAAAAUUUGCACAAUGGAGCUUUUAAGCCUAAAAAGGGUCAACUCAUACCAACCAAUUAGAGAAGAAGUGUUUUGCAAUCUUGUCAAAUGGAUUGCUUCACAGAACGGAUUGCAAAUCAAUCUCACCGAAGCUAUACUUUCUUCAAUAUACACAAUUGUUUCGAGGGCAGCCUUUGGCAAUAAAUGCAAAGACCAAGAAAAAUUUAUAACAUUGGUAAAAGAAACAGUAAAGGUUGCAGCAGGUUUUGACUUGGGAGAUUUGUUUCCCUCAGCUAAAUGGCUACAGCAUGUUACUGGUUUGAGGCCUAAGCUUGAGGGGUUUCAGAAACAAACUGAUCAGAUACUAGAAAACAUCAUCAAUGAGCAUAAAGAGGAAAAGUACACUAAAGCCAAACGUGAUCAAGGUGAAGUAGAAGAUCUGGUUGAUGUUCUCUUAAAUUAUGAGGAUGGUAGUGACCAGGACUUUUCCUUAACAAAAAACAAUAUUAAGGCUAUAAUCCUGGACAUUUUUGGUGCUGGAGGUGAAACAUCAGCAAGCACCAUAGAUUGGGCAAUGGUAGAAAUGAUAAGGGAUCCAAAAAUAAUGAAGAAAGCACAAGCUGAGGUGAGAGGGCUUUUCUCAAUGAAAGGAAGGGUAGAUGAAAAUUACAUUAACGAACUCAAUUAUUUGAAAUUGGUUGUCAAAGAAACCCUGAGGUUACACCCUCCAGUUCCUCUUUUGCUACCAAGAGAAUGUGGUCAAGCAUGCGAGAUAAAUGGUUAUAAAAUACCGAUUAAGAGUAAGGUGAUAGUCAAUGCUUGGGCAAUUGCAAGAGAUCCAAACUACUGGACUGAACCAGAAAGAUUUUAUCCAGAGAGAUUCAUUGAUAGUGAUAUUGACUAUAAAGCGAGUAAUUUUGAGUACAUUCCUUUUGGUGCCGGAAGAAGAAUAUGCCCAGGGAGCUCAUUUGGGUUGAGAAAUAUUGAGUUGGCCCUUGCGUUGUUGUUGUAUCAUUUUGACUGGAUGCUUCCAAGUGGAAUCAGAAGUGAAAAGUUGGAAAUGACAGAGGAAUUUGGAGUCGCAGUGAGAAGAAAAGAUGAUCUUUUUUUGGUUCCUGUUGUUUAUCAUCCUUUGAAUGUCACAUGAGCUUCACAAGAAGAAAAUGAAACCUUUGGCAGUGUACUAGUAAUGUUUUUAGUAGGGUGCCGAAAAGAUACUAUUAGAUCUCUUACUAAAUAUUGCUACAGUUAUGAUUUUUACUAAUUAAUUAUCGUUGUCAAUUAUGUGUGUUGUUUGUAAGAAUAAAUAGGAAAAAGAGAAUUCAUAGUUGGUAGUCUAGAAGUUAUUAAGUGAUUAAUUGGGAGGGAGAGAACUAAGCUCUCAAUUAUGUGUCCUGUGUAAAACUCUUCUCUGUAACAGUGUGAAUGUUGUAUGUAAUAUGUCUCUGUUUUGAGAUGAAUUCUCCAGAGAACAUGUAAUAAAAUAUUGUUAUUCAGUA
Trifolium pratense (red clover) is the source of this 1913-nucleotide messenger RNA. Its product is annotated as cytochrome P450 71D9-like. Bases 17 to 1561 code for a protein of 514 amino acids. The transcript has 2 exons. The record is from RefSeq and is a predicted model, not a curated record. Gene Ontology annotation, molecular function: iron ion binding; heme binding; monooxygenase activity. NCBI's taxonomy places the organism in Eukaryota, Viridiplantae, Streptophyta, Magnoliopsida, Fabales, Fabaceae.